AGAAGACUCAUGUGUAAAAUGGUAUAUGCCUGGUCUAAUAAUACCGUUUUUCUCAGACAUGCAUGUCAAGUGAUAGCCUUGGCGGGAAAGAUGGGUGUGUCUGCUGCUUACAGCAUGAUCUUUGUGUUCUCCACUGAGCUGAUCCCCACUGUGGUCAGGAACAUGGGCUUAGGAGUCGUCUCCACAGCUGCACACAUAAGCACCAUCAUUUGUCCCUAUGUGAUCUACACGGGUGUGUACAGCAAGAUCCUGCCAUACCUUGUUUUUGGCACAAUCAGCAUCAUGGCUGCUGCUAUUACCAUGUUGCUGCCAGACACCAGAAACAGCAAACUUCCUGACCUCAUCAGGCAGGCCAAAACCAUCAGAGGCUGCUGCUGUCCAAAGGAAACAGCUGCAGCCCAGCCACAACUGAAAAGGCUGUAAAGAAAUGAGUAACAGCGCCCUCUGCUGAAAGGAAAUCACACAGCAAGAGUGGAGUGAUCACAGACAAAAGCAAAAUAAAUGCAUAGUAUUUCUGUUUUCUGAUGUGUUGGGCAGACAUUGUUAUUUAUUAGAGAGAGCCUCUGAGUUUCUCAGGUCUUCACACAGUACAGAAUGAGAUAAUUAGUUGCAUUUAUGUCAUCUUGAAAUAUUUGUAGCUGGAUUACAUUUUCUCAAACCAAGGCUAUAGUUUAUUGAGGACAAAACUGACUUUAAGGUUUAGAACACACACAGGGCUAUGUAAUGCAGUUGUAGCCUACUCCAUUUAGGCUACACACAAAAUAAACUGUAAAUUGCAUAAUUUUGUCCAAUAUACUGUAUGUACACAUGUAACAACUGAUAUUUAAAAUGGGUAUGUUUAAUAAGUUCCAGGAUUGUAGGCCUGCAUUGUAUGUUUUGGUGGUCUUGGACUAUAAAUAUGUCAUUUUUGUGACCAUUCUGUGGGCUCAGCUGGAGAGGGCACACACACGAGCCACGCAUUUUAUUUUGUAAACAAGGGCAGAUCAUUAUUCUUUCAAGGGGUUCAGAAUGUAUAGCUUUGCAACUGAUUCUUGUACCACAGGUGGUCUUCUCAUAAACCUGGAUUACCAGCUGGUCAAAG
Messenger RNA from Perca fluviatilis (European perch), 1081 nucleotides. Its product is annotated as solute carrier family 22 member 5-like. The transcript has 3 exons. The record is from RefSeq and is a predicted model, not a curated record. Bases 10 to 423 code for a protein of 137 amino acids. Lineage: Eukaryota; Metazoa; Chordata; Actinopteri; Perciformes; Percidae.